AUGGAUGAGGACGUGGCGCGAUCGAAACGGAGCAUAUGCGAGGCAAUUCAGCUGGCGUUCGGUGGAUUGAAAUUUGAUGUGAUAUGUGUGACGGGCGAUUUGAGUUACACGGUGCAUACGAAACGGUAUUGUGAAAUGACCAAAGGCAAUGUGACGUGCUUUGCAUUCAGGUGA
This is a messenger RNA of Anisakis simplex (herring worm), 174 nucleotides long. Lineage: Eukaryota; Metazoa; Nematoda; Chromadorea; Rhabditida; Anisakidae. The record is from the annotation of a GenBank genome assembly.